AUGCAAGUGAUCCUAACAGAGAUCAGUAGAUUCUUCAAGUCUGCUAAACUCAACAGAUACGCAGCUAGCAGGCUUCUCGAUUUCUCGGCCCAUUUUCUCAGCAUCGUUCUCCAAGCACCUGCGUUUCUCCUGGUAAACUCCCACCAAACAAUCGGCUUCCAAGUUCUUACCUUUGAGCUCUUUGAUUUUCGCACUCAGCUCGGAAAAAAGGGUAUUCCUUUCGGAAACUAUUUUCUGAUUCUCGGCGGUGAUUCUCUCGCAUCGCUCCACGGCCCGUUUUUCACGGUCGCUCGAAACCUUAUUCUCCUCGAUCAGGCGAGCCACAGUCUCCUGAAGAUCCUCGCAUUUCCUCAGGCAUCUGCGCAGAUUCUCGUCAAGAUUCAAUCUUUCGAGCUCCUUAGCGGCCAGGGUCUGCUCCAGGGCUCGCGCCUCCUUCUUCGCGGCGUCGCGCUCUCGGGUGAGAAAGAUGGGGUAGAGAAAGAUGGGGAGAGUGGUUUCAAUGGCUUUGAUGUUGCUGUGAGGCCCAUCAAAAACCCCUCAUCUCGCCAUGUUUGUACUGUAUAUCGCCACCGCUUUGCAGACUCAACGGACAACAACAAACAAACACUAAAUGACAUUUUGAGGAAGCUUCCACCAGACGAUUGUCACUAUUUUCAGCAAUUGUUCAAUGUCAAACAAAUACUGUGGCCCGCAGAAUCAGCGCGGAGCCGUCCCCAUCAGGGAUCAGGAUCGUCAACCACGGGCUUUGAACUGGCCCAGAUAAACUACAGUCGGUUCAAGUUCAAAAUCGACAGAUCGGUUUCGAAUCGUGAACUGCCGAUUCAAUGA
Striga asiatica is the source of this 828-nucleotide messenger RNA. NCBI's taxonomy places the organism in Eukaryota, Viridiplantae, Streptophyta, Magnoliopsida, Lamiales, Orobanchaceae. The record is from the annotation of a GenBank genome assembly.